CGCGCUAUAGCGCGAAUGGUGCGCCGACAUGGGGGGGCCGCGGCGCGUGUCGAGUGCACUGCUGCUGCCCUUCGCGCUGCUCGCGCUCCCAACAUCCGAUGCCAAUGCCACCACAUACCGGGAAGAUGUAGAGUCAUCUUUGCGACUAGUGCACGCAGUGGCAUCGGGCGCGACUGGCGCUCUAUGCGUGACGCAUCGGUACGGAAGACUACGCGCUCCCCUGCACGCGGCGCGCUGGGACACGGUGAAAGCACGCGCAGACCUGGCUGCGAACGUGCUUCAUCAGCUGGGGUUGGAGACUGCUGAAACCCUAAUGGCAGUAUCUCAAGGGCUGGUGAUGGGGUCAGAACGCGCGGUGGGCUCUCGAGCGCUGGCGCUUCGGUCCGACGGGGUGGUCAACAGUGCGGUGGCCUGGGAGCGCUACGGCACUGCGGAACCGGUGCCCGUGGUAACACCACAACUGGAAAAACCGCCUGACCCUGAAUAUCCUUGGUACGUUUCGGCACACAAUAGUGAAUCUCUUCGUUCAUCCAAAUUUAUGCCUUCUCCGAUUGGAGUCCAAAUGGAAGGCUGGUGGACGUAUCCUUAUUACAGUUGUGAAGCAAAACGGUGGCUACUCUCGUACACUGUUCCAGUCUCAACAGUUCGAGGUUUGAAAGGUGUAGUCUCCCUUGAUAUUGAUAUAUCUAAUUUGGAAAUAAAUCAAUGUGAAGCAGAAGUUGAAGAUGACUGUAGCAAUCAGAUUUAUUCAUUCCAUGGUACGCACAAGUGCCCAAACGAAACUACUUAUUGUGAAUAUAGACCAAAUCGAGAAAUAAGUGCACGGCAUGCCGGUUGGGCGCGUGGGUUGUAUAUUUGCAAGUGCAGACCAGGAUAUUACUCCACAAAUCAUCCAGAAGGAUUUAAUGGAUCAUUAGUAGAAGUUGCAUACCAAGAGUUUGAAGAAAACGGUGUGGAAAACUGGAGUGAACCUUACGAAUGCUUAAAAUGCCAGCCAGGAUGCGAAUCAUGCAAAGGACCGGAACCAUGCCUUGCAACUUACAACUGGCCAUUCCGGAUAUCACUACUAGUAAUAUCAGUAAGCUGUGCGGUGAUGACAGUAUGCCUGACGAUCUACACACGCCACCACCGUCGUGUGAAGGUCUUCCGUGUGGCCAGCCCUGUAUUUCUCUCAAUCACCUUGCUAGGUUGUGCUAUAAUGUACAUGGAGAUGGCAGCAAUUUUCCCAGUACUUGAUAGAUAUUCAUGCAUUGCUACAAAAUGGACUCGCCACAUGGGUUUCUGCAUAACUUACACUGCCUUGCUCAUGAAGACUUGGAGGGUUUCACUGACAUACCGAGUGAAGUCAGCCCAUAAACUGAAACUGACUGACAAGCAACUGCUGCAAUGGAUGGCUCCGAUACUGCUCAUUAUGCUGGUCUACCUUUGUACUUGGACUUUGUCCUCUCCACCUGAUGCUGAAGUUAUAACUGACAACAAAGGUCUCAAGUUCAAACAAUGCACAUACAAUUGGUGGGACCACAGUUUAGCUAUAGGGGAAAUAUUGUUUCUGCUUUGGGGCGUUCGCGUCUGCUACAGAGUGCGACAUGCAGAGAGCUUGUACAACGAGGCGAGGCUCAUCUCUAUCGCAAUAUACAACAUAUUUACUGUCAACUCUCUUAUGAUCGCUUUCCAUUUACUAAUCUUGCCAAGAGCUGGACCAGACAUCAAAUACCUGCUGGGUUUCAUCAGAACCCAGUUGUCUACAUCCACUACAGUGCUGUUAGUUUUCUUGCCAAAGGUGCUUCGCGUAGUCCGCGGCACAGGCGACACCUGGGACAGCCGGGCUCGGGCCCGGGGCGUGCCGGCGUCGUCGUCGCUCAACGGCAUUGGGCUGGUGCCUGACGAGCCGCCCGACUUGUACCAGGAGAACGAGGAGCUCAAGGAGGAGGUCCAAAAGCUAGCAGCACAGAUAGAGUUCAUGAAGAUAGUUCAGAUGGAGAUGCACAACCGUCACUUAAGACCACGGCCUGGCGGUUACUUCACGACCACCGCCAACGCAGCGCCGCAGAGCCCUAUGCAUCCCACGGUGAACAUCUCACAGGACAGCACAGAAUGGGCAGGCCCCGUGUGACUGGUGGCGCUGAGCGACAACGGCUGGUCGUGGCCGGGGCCCGCUGCGCGCCGCGUCACAACCGCGCGCGAUCCCCGUCCGCCCGCCUACGUGUAGCACCGCAACUCGCACCGCAACUCGCACCACAACUCGCACCACAACUCGCACCGCAACUCGCACCACAACUCGCACCGCAACUCGCACCACAACUCGCACCAUGCACCGCGUUAAACGAGCCCGCCUCCGUGUAGCACUGCCCUUAGCACCGAAACUCUCACGACGACUCGCACCACAACUUGCAACGCAACUCGCACCACACACCGCGUCGAACGAGCCUGCCUUCGUGUGGCACCGCAACUCGCACCACAACUCUCACCAACCACGCACCGCGUCGAACGAGCCCGCCUUUAUGUAGCACCACAACUCACACCACAACCUACACCACUACUCGCACCGCAACUCGCACCGCAACUCGCACCAUGCACCGCGUCAAACGAGCCCGCCUUCAUGUAGCACCACAACUCACACCGAAACUCACACCACAACCUACAC
Messenger RNA from Ostrinia furnacalis (Asian corn borer), 2644 nucleotides. Its product is annotated as probable G-protein coupled receptor CG31760. The record is from RefSeq and is a predicted model, not a curated record. Gene Ontology annotation, cellular component: membrane. Lineage: Eukaryota; Metazoa; Arthropoda; Insecta; Lepidoptera; Crambidae. Bases 29 to 2113 code for a protein of 694 amino acids. Gene Ontology annotation, molecular function: G protein-coupled receptor activity. Gene Ontology annotation, biological process: G protein-coupled receptor signaling pathway. The transcript has 16 exons.